This is a messenger RNA of Gossypium raimondii (Peruvian cotton), 2416 nucleotides long. RefSeq lists its product as uncharacterized. The coding region runs from base 176 to 2224 and encodes 682 amino acids. The transcript has a single exon. NCBI's taxonomy places the organism in Eukaryota, Viridiplantae, Streptophyta, Magnoliopsida, Malvales, Malvaceae. Gene Ontology annotation, cellular component: Golgi apparatus. The record is from RefSeq and is a predicted model, not a curated record.
AUGUAAGCUUCUUCUUCUUUUUUUUCUCUAAUUCAUUUACUGUCAUAAGAUCUAUUUAGUUUCUACUACUGGGUUUUCAAAAACAAGCAAAACCCCAUUAUUUAGUGAUCAAAUUCUGUUUGUUUGGUUGAUUUAUUUUGAGAUCUGAUUAGUUUUUGAAAUUGGGUUUUGAAAAAUGAGGAAACCCACAAAAGAAUCAGAGUUAAACACUGAGCCAAUCGGUCAAAAUCUGAUCAAAUUGAUUAGUAAUCUCUGUUUCUCUGUUUUUGUGUUGUCGGUUCUUAUAUUUACAGCCAUUGCUAUCACUUAUCAACCACCAGAUCCAUGGCUGGAAUCAGCUCCUUCUUUAACCAAGCUCUUCACUCAAACUGAAAAUGCCACUUUUAAAAUCGAUGAUUCCAUUGUUAAAACCGGUGAAGAUUUGGUUUCUUCGCCGGUUCCGGCGAUUCCCCCUGCUUUAGCACCUAAUCCCAUUACUGAAACCGAUGAUUCCAUUGUUAAAACCGGUGAGGAUUCUAUUUCUUCGCCGGCUCCGGCAAUUCCCCCUGCAUUAGCAACCAAUGAUUCCGUUGUAAAAACCGGUGAGGAUUCUGUUUCUUCGCCGGCUCCGGCAAUUCCCCCUGUUUUAGCAACCAAUGAUUCUGUUGUAAAAACCAGUAAGGAUUCGGUUUCUUCGCUGGCUCCAGCUAUGUCCCCUGUUGUAGCACCCAAUCCGGUUACUAAAACCAAUGAUUCGGUUGUUAAAUCCGGUGAAGAAAGCAAAUCUUCACCAGCUCCGGCAAUGUCCCCUGCUUUAGCACCCAAUCCUGUUACUAAAACCAACGAUUCGGUGGUCAGAACCGGUCUGGCUCCAGCUCCGGCAACGUCCCCUGCUUUGGCACCCACUCCCAUUGUUGAAACCGAAGCAAAAACCCCAAAAUCCGAUUGUGAGGAGUUAAAACACGUGAAUUGUUCAGAUCCACGGGUUUUACUCGCAAUCAAGAAAUUCAAUUCAAAAACUUUCAAGUCCAUUGUGAUUUUGGAGUAUCAAACACCGGUCAACGGCUCGAAACCGGAUGAAUGCGAUGUUGCUUGGAGGUUUCGGAACAAAAAGGAAAGAUCUUGGAGAAAGUACAGAGAUUUUAGAAGGUUCGAGUUUGGGAUCGGAGUGAAUUGUACUUACAGAGUGAUCCAUACAGGCCGUUGGCAUUCGGGAAUCAACGCUCGACGACCUUGGAUUCGGCCUAACCCGAAGUUCACUCGACCGAUACGUGAUGAAGAGAUAAACGAUACAAUCCCGACUUUACUGGAAACAAACUUUAGGAAAGGGAAGUAUUUGUAUUAUGCAAGAGGAGGAGAUUAUUGUAAGGGAAUGAACCAUUACUUAUGGAGUUUCUUAUGUGGUUUAGGGGAAGCUAUUUAUUUGAAUAGAACAUUUGUGAUGGAUUUAAACAUGUGUUUAUCGGCAACUCAUAGUUCGAGUCAUAAAGACGAAGAAGGCAAAGAUUUCCGGUUUUAUUUCGACUUCGAGCAUCUUAAAGAAACUGCGUCCGUUGUGGAAGAAAUUGAGUUUUUACGAGAUUGGAAGAAAUGGGAUAAAGGUCAUAAAAGAAAAGUACCAUUGAAGAAGAUAAAGAGCUAUAAAACGACACCAAUGCAACUCAAAAAGGAUAAAAGCACAAUCAUAUGGAGACAAUUUGAUGGACCAGAGCCUGAUAAUUAUUGGUAUAGAGUAUGUGAAGGGCAAGCUGCUAAGUACAUUCACAGACCGUGGCAUACAAUAUGGAAAUCGAAACGAUUGAUGAACAUCGUAACCGAGAUAAGCGGACGUAUGGAUUGGGAUUUCGACGCUAUUCACGUCAUCCGUGGUGAAAAAGCACAAAACAAACAACUUUGGCCGAAUCUGGAUUCCGAUACCUCCCCUAACGCAAUCUUAACCAAGCUUCAACAAAUGGUUCAACCGUGGAGGAACCUUUACGUUGCGACAAACGAGCCGUUCUACAAUUACUUCGAUAACUUGAGGUCACAUUACAAGGUUCAUUUGCUUGAUGAUUAUAAGGAAUUGUGGAACGUGGGGAGCGAGUGGUACAACGAGACGACGUUGCUUAACGGCGGGAAACCGGUCGAGUUCGAUGGUUACAUGAGAGCUGUUGUGGAUACCGAGGUACUUUAUCGAGCGAAAACUCGUGUUGAAACCUUUUAUAAUCUGACUAAAGAUUGCAAAGAUGGAAUUAAUACAUGUUGAACAGGUUGUUUAAUUGAUUCAUAUUGCUUUGAUUAUGUUAGAAAAUGUAAUUGGUUGAUGUAUUCUUGUAUUGUUUUUUUAUUACAAUUUAUGUCAUUAUCAGUUCAUCAUAUGUUUGUUGUUUUUUUGUCAUAAGUGUGUAUUCAUAUAUAGACUAUGAAAAUGUUUAUGGUAUAAUUCCGGUUUUGGUCC